UAUCGCUUUACCGUUCAGUAAGUGACGUUACAUCCUUUUUAGAUUUGUUAAAGAUUUUAGGGAAUCUGUCCAUUUAAAGACUUUCUUCGGCCCUUUUUUCACUCGUCAGCCACUCAAUAUUGAAACUCCAAGAAAAUGGAAUAUUGCUUCAACUCAAAGAAAAGUGGUGGGUUGAAAAUAAUCCAGGCGCCGGUGAAUGUGGUGAUGACAGUGGAGGUGGAGGAGAUACACCUGAGUAGAUUAGAUAAUGUUGGUGGUGUAUUUCUCGUUCGUGGAGGCGGUCUGGUGGUUGCGGUUAUCGCUUGUAUCAUCGAUUUCAUAUGGAACAUUCGGCAAAUUGCUAUCGAUGAAACGAUUACACCAUGUGAAGCUUCGGUUCGCGAAUUGAAAUUCGUUAUUGAUCUACGGCAAACAACAAAACCAGUGGGAAAAGGACUUGAAGAACGAUCUGAUUCGUCUCGUUCAAGUCAAUCAUCAAAAUCGGAUCGUUCGCUAAAAUCAGCCAUUUCCAAAGAAUCGCUCAAAACAGCGGAAAGUGAAAAACUUGAUAGGGUUUAGAUUCACAAUGUAAACACUUGAUCUUCAUAUCAAUCGAGAUGGAUUCUAAUUCUCGGUUGGAUAUCGAAUAAAUCUUUCAUUUCAUUUUGCUCACUUCCAUAUCGAACGCUAUCAUUGUGAGCUAUUUAUGUGAAAAAUCCCCUGUUUAAAUAAAUAAAC
Sitodiplosis mosellana (orange wheat blossom midge) is the source of this 717-nucleotide messenger RNA. RefSeq lists its product as uncharacterized. Bases 136 to 558 code for a protein of 140 amino acids. Lineage: Eukaryota; Metazoa; Arthropoda; Insecta; Diptera; Cecidomyiidae. The record is from RefSeq and is a predicted model, not a curated record. The transcript is spliced from 2 exons.